Molecule: messenger RNA, 4497 nt
Organism: Meleagris gallopavo (turkey)
Lineage: Eukaryota; Metazoa; Chordata; Aves; Galliformes; Phasianidae
Source: RefSeq, a predicted model, not a curated record
UUUCAGUUCUGAAUUAUUUAAUUCCAAAGGAAAUACAGGUUUUGUGGGUUAUAUACUUGCUCUAUGCUAGUUUAAAAUCAACGUGCUUCAAGUAAUGCUCUUUGUUGUGUGUAGAUAAUUGAUACUCCCACCUUUCAAACUACACUUUCACGUGUUUGGGCAUAACUUAUAUCCUCAAAAUUCUGGACUUCAGUGUGUUUCAAAGUGUGAAGCAAAUGGUCUAGAGGAAUGGGAAUUUUGCAGGGUGCUCAGUCACAGCUCUUCUGGUAGAGGGCUUAGGCAGACCUACUUGACAGAUCAGCACUUCAUGUGCCAUUUAAAAACUUUUAUGUUUUUCAAAGAAUUAUUGAUGCCUAUGUAAAAAGAACAUGCUCUUUCCUUUUAUCAGCUGUCAUUAUUAAUGGGAAGCUGGCACUGCUUUAUUUAGCCUUUAGUUGAUCUGAGGUUCUCAUUAACCAUUUCUGAUUGUGGCUGUUGCCCAUAUAGCUCUAUGGAGUUGCAGAACAAGGUUCUGUUCUCCGCUCUUCUGCUAGUUUUGGCAAAGCUAUUGCACCCCAGUUUUCUGAUUAGUGGAACUAGAACACUUUACAUGUGUUCUAAGUGUAUCUGUUUACACUUCCUUUAUAAAGGUAGUUAUUUUAUUCUGCCCUUUAAAUCAGGCAGAGGAAUGUAACCAACAUUAACAAUUAGUGACUCAUUUAGUAAUUUAAGUGGAAACAUUAUUAGAUUUAUUUUGCUCAUAAAAAUGAUUGUCUAACAAAUAAAAUAUUCCACAGUGCACUGUAGCACAGCAGUUUUUCCACAAACAAGUCAUGAUUUAGAGAACAAUUUUUUAUUAAUGCUUUAAUUUAAUUUUAGUACGUCGUUCAUAUUAAUGCCUUUAAAAUUAUAAUGCCUUUAUAAGUGCUCUGAGAACAUCAAAUAAGACACUUUAAAUAACUUCAGGAAAUGAAAUUAUUGCCUGUUUAAGAACAAUAUACACACUUACCUGAGUACGUAUAAUCAUGUUGUUGUGCAUAACCUUCCUUUAGUGGUGCUCAAGCAGCUUAUUUAACAUGAGAAUCAGAAUUUAUUAUUAAUGUGGCAAGGGGGCAUCAAACUAUGGUGGAUGAAAAAGCAUGUUCAAGAAAGAUAGCAAACAUAAGUAGUAAGCCUGAAAGGAAUAGAAAAAAAGAAGCAGCCAGCAGAGAAAACUACAUUUUGGAAGUAAGAAAUACAGGACUAAAGUGAUAACUGCCAAAAGUCAAGCUGAGUUAAGUCUUCAAAGGUUGUUAAAGUAAAUAAUAAAUGGUUCUUUGAUUGUAUAAAGAGAGAAAAAGGAGAUAAAUGAUCUGUGAAAUCAGAGUGGGGUAGACAAUUUAAAUGAAUACUUCAUCCCAGUUUUCAGUAAAGAUGAUGUUGAUACUAUUAGAAAACCUGUAAGUCCUAUUUUUGAUGUUCAUCUGCAAUUCAUUAUCUAAUCCUUGUCACCCAUGCUUAGGAAAGAGGCAUUCAGACUGGAGCAGUGUAGAAAACAGUGGGAUUGGAGAAGGGAGAUUUUUAAAAGAGAUGGAAGAUCUAACAUGUUUAUAAGCAGUAAAAUGCAGGCUGAGAAGUGAUUAUUGCCUAGAUUUGUAAACAGUCCUGGAGGAGAACUGUUUCACCUGGAUCAUAUCAGUGUCACACAAACAAGCUGGUACAGACUUGCUAGCACUUUUAGACCAGAAUUGAGGAAAGAAGGUUGCAUAUUGUCAUAGCAGUGAGCAGUGGGACCAAGAGCUGGAAGAAUUCACUGGUUUUCAAGAUGGAGCCUGACAAGUCAGGAAGGGUUAUGGACACAGUUCCUGGUGAUGACAGGCUUGGAACUGAUAAAGCAGAAGAUGUCUCCAGUCAGCACUCAUAAGUGAAAAGUAAUUAAAAGUUAAUCUCGUCUCUUCUAUCCCUUUUCCCAUAUUAAAAAAAAAAACAAAAACAAUAGUGUACCAUCACGACCUCUGUGUACAUGUGGGAUAGAAUCUCCGUAAAGCAAAUGCAAGAAUGUUUUUUUCUUGAUGUGGAAUCUGUCAGUUGAAGGUGCCAAUUUUUCCUAAGCAAAAUAAAGGGAAGAAUAUUUAUAUAGUUGGAGGUUUUUCAUCAAAAAUACAUGUUUCCAAGCUGGCAAAUAUUUUCUCAUUCAGAUGAUGUAAUUUGAUCAGCUUUAGCUGAUCAAGUUAAUAGAACUGAUGUUGAUUCAAACAGCUGAAGCUGCUCAUUCAUAGAAAUGUUCAUAUGAUUCAUAUGUUGAGUUAUCGUGUUAGAUCUUUAACUUUCCCCCUUUUACUUCUUUGCUUUGUCAUUCCAGCUAGUUGCCAGUAUGUUAAGAUCUUAACAUCUCACAGUCUUCCGUACAGUUACCCUCAAUAUGAUCAUCCUAUAACUUCUGAAUGUGGGUUUUCAGAUAGCGGAAGUUGGGCAUUGGGUGGGCACUAGCGUCAUCACCAGCUUUGUCCAUACAAGCAGUGGGUGAAAGUGUCAUGAGCCAAUGAGUGCAAUGAACUUGACUGCCGCAGUACAUACUUUGCUGAAGGGAUUAAGGGAUGCAAUCUUGGUGAUCUUCAGGUUAUGAAAAGCAAAGGUGUUUGCCCUGUGUCUUGUGUUUUAAUGAGAUCUGAAUGCAUUAGAAAAAUAUCUAAGAAAGCUUAAGCUGAUAAAAUAAAAAUCUGACUUCAGUGUUUGACAGAGCAGAUCUCUGAAUUGUUUGUUGUGGAACAGCAAAUAAGGGAUGACGAGUUUAAAACAUUACUUCUGCAACUACUCCAGAAAGAAAGAAACGGUUUCUUCCAUGGUUAAAUUCUGCAGGAGGAUUUAGUCAUUCCUUUUCAGGAGCUGCAUGCUACCAGCUACACUUUGAAUAGAUCUUUCUCAGCUUAGUUUGCCUCAGUUGUCCAGCAGUUGCAUCAUUUUACUGCCAUGGUUGCCAAAUUUAUUUCUGUAGGCAACGUGAUUUGCUUGUGAAGUUUCCCAGUGUGUUUUGUGUAAAGAUAAGAAAUACAAAGAUUACCCCAAAUACCAGAAAAUACAAGCUGCUCCCUCAGAUCACUGAGGUCCCACUGCAUGAGUAAAUGAGUGUUGUCUUUACUAACUGUUUUGUUCACUAGGUGAUGACAAUUCUGGAAGAAAGGUGAUUACCUUCAGUUGCUGCCGUAUGCCCCCCUCCCACCAGCUCAAUCACACCAGAUUGCUGGAGUACUUGAAAUAUACUCUGGAACAGUAUGUAGAGAAUGAUUAUACAGUUGUCUACUUUCACUACGGCCUGAAGAGUCUGAAUAAACCAUCACUGAAAUGGUUACAAACUGCCUACAAAGAAUUUGACAGGAAGUAUAAGAAAAACCUUAAAGCACUCUAUGUUGUACAUCCAACCAACUUCAUAAAAAUUCUGUGGAAUAUUUUUAAACCUCUUAUAAGCCAUAAGUUUGGGAAAAAAGUCACCUACUUGAACUAUUUAAGUGACCUGAGAGAACAUCUCAAAUAUGACCAGCUUAAUAUUCCUCAAGAAGUCAUCCGGUACGUGUCAAGUUUCAAAUACUUCGUCUCACAUUUUUUCAGACAUGAUGAAAAUCUUCGGGGGAAACACAAGGGAAAACUGCCACCUGUGGUCAAGGUUCCUCCACCAAGACCACCUCUACCUACCCAGCAAUUUGGAGUCAGCCUGCAAUAUAUCAAGGACAAAAAUAGCGGUGAACUAAUUCCCCCAGUAAUGAAGGAAACUGUGUCCUACCUAAAAAGAAAAGGACUACAAGUAGAGGGCCUCUUCAGAAGGUCAGCCAGCAUCCAGACUAUCAAAGAUGUUCAGAAGCUCUACAACCAGGGCAAGCCUGUAAAUUUUGAUGACUAUCAUGACAUCCAUGUUCCUGCUGUUAUCCUAAAGACCUUCCUUAGGGAACUUCCUCAGCCAUUGCUAACCUUCGAGUGUUAUGAUCCUAUUGUUGGAAUUACCAGUGUGGAGAGCUGUUUACGAGUAACCAGAUGUAAACAAAUUAUUCAAGGACUUCCUGAACACAAUUACAUUGUUCUGAAAUAUCUGAUAUGCUUUCUCCAUAUGGUUUCCCAGGAGAGCAUAUACAACAGAAUGACAGCAUCCAGCCUGGCCUGUGUCUUUGGCUUGAAUUUGAUCUGGCCAUCUAAAGGAACAGCCUCUCUGAGUGCUCUGGUGCCUCUGAAUCUCUUCACUGAACUACUAAUAGAUUUCUACAUGAAUAUAUUCAACUCCCGAACAGUGCCUGGUGAGAUCUUACCUUAAUGCUCUCAGAAAGGGAAGAAAAGUUUGGCUGCCUGGAGGAAAGGUCUGAGCAUCUCAACUGCCAGAGCAGUUCCUGCAAAAGACAUUUUCAAUUCUAUACCUUUCCAAGUACCAAAGAUAGUGAGGGAAGUACUCUAUAUUCUCCUCUCAUAAGAGAACCAUGUACAGGUUAAAUAUGAUAGGUUAAAGUGAAACCCCUUAUUCAACUUCAGCAGUUCUGAUACAUUUAAAAAAAAAAA